GUAGCAGCGGCGGCGGCAGCAGGGAGCUGGGAACGAGCGGAGGAAGUCCGCUAACUGCAGCAGCAGCAGCAGCAGCAGCAGCAAUUGCAGCGGCCGCCGCCGCCACCAGAAGCAGCAGCAGCAUCCUCAGCAUCCCCGGCUCCUGCCUCCUUCUUGCUGCUGCUGUCUUUGAGCGGGCGACUGCUCACUUUGCCGACGCUGCCUGCCAGAGCUCCAGUCAGAGCUUCAUCCUGGCCGCCACCGCUCUCUCUCCAACUCGCCGAACGCCUCCUCUUGCGCGUGGAAAGCGGUGGCCAGGCUCAAGUGGGGAGGGAGCGAGGGGGGUUGCGAGUUUGGCUUGCUUUGGUUUCGCCCCCCCCACCCCAAUCUGCUGGGGGAAUCCUGUCUCUGGCAGCAGGUCUCUGCUCGGAUCCGUGGUGCUUGCCAAGUUUUCCUCCCCUCCCCUUCGGUUUCCAGUUGCCAGCUACAAUCUGGGGUCCUUUCCCGCUCCGGAUUUCUAUACAGAUCGCAGCUCCCUAGCCCCAGCUCUUUCCUUCCCCAGCUCUCUGUCUCUGUCUCUGUUUCUCUCUCUGUCUGUCCGUCUGCCUCGACAUUUAUCUACCAACCGCACAAACGUUCCCGUCCCCCUCGGCAUGCCCACGGGCAGCUUCUUCGCCUCGCUGUCCUGGGAUUCAGAAUGGCUCGGAGCUAAUGGAGAACGAGGAGGACAGUGUUAAUAUCAGGCUUUGGCAUCCGUUGUCAAGGGAAAGGGGCCCGAAGAAUGGUCUAAGAGGCGGCCCUCCUUCAGUUCCCCGUUAAGCAGCACCAAGUACGAGGUGCUAGGAGGCUGCAGAGCAGGGGCGCACGGGGCUGGUGGAGCGGCAAGGAUAUCAACCUGCUGCUAACUGAAUUUGAUUGAUCAGAGGGGAAUCCAAAAUAAAUGGCUACUCUCGUUGUACUGCUGCUGUGGAAAAUGGAACACCAGUGGCUAAUGGGACAUGGUUUGAUAAAGAACAUCAAGUAAAGAUGUUUCAAUAAAUGUGAAAUCAAUGGAAGAUCCUUGCUGUUUGAAAAGCUUUUUGAGAUUAUCCUGACAGGCUCCCCUGGAAACCUGAGGGAACAUUCCUUCUUCGGCUGUCUUAUUUUUCACGAGUGGAUACAAAUACUGUUACUUCCUUGUCAACUCCACACCUCAUGUGGGACCAUGGUCCUGCCAAGAUCCAUGUGGCUGAACUGUGCCUGGGAAGCAGGGAUGGCACAUCUUGUACCGCGGGGAUUGGACGCCACACUGGCCCUGUGCAUCUUUGGUUGUUUGCUUCAGGUCUCUGCUGUGUCUUCACAAAAGUUGGAUGAUGCUGACCCACUGGUGACGACCAACUUUGGCAAAAUAAGAGGGCUUAAGAAGGAACUCAAUAAUGAAAUUCUGGGGCCUGUGAUUCAGUUUCUUGGGGUUCCAUAUGCAGCCCCACCUACAGGGGAACGCCGUUUUCAGCCUCCUGAGCCCCCAUCCUCUUGGUCAGACACCAGAAAUGCCACUCAGUUUGCUCCUGUUUGUCCGCAGAACAUUAUCGAUGGCAGGUUGCCAGAAGUCAUGCUCCCUGUUUGGUUUACUAAUAAUUUGGAUGUAGUUUCUUCCUACGUACAAGAUCAGAGUGAAGACUGCCUCUAUUUAAAUAUCUAUGUCCCAACAGAGGAUGGUCCCCUUACAAAGAAACACACAGAUGAUUUAGGGGAUAAUGACGGAGCUGAAGAUGAAGAUAUUCGGGACAGUGGGGGCCCCAAACCUGUGAUGGUGUACAUUCAUGGUGGCUCCUACAUGGAAGGCACAGGGAAUUUGUAUGACGGCAGUGUCCUGGCAAGUUAUGGGAAUGUGAUAGUCAUCACAGUCAACUAUCGGCUGGGGGUACUUGGUUUCUUGAGUACUGGAGAUCAAGCAGCAAAAGGGAAUUAUGGACUCCUUGAUCUAAUACAGGCUCUAAGAUGGACUAGUGAAAACAUUGGAUUCUUUGGUGGUGACCCUUUGAGAAUCACCGUUUUUGGAUCUGGCGCUGGGGGGUCAUGUGUCAACCUACUGACUUUAUCCCAUUAUUCUGAAGGUAACCGUUGGAGCAAUUCAACCAAAGGACUCUUUCAACGGGCAAUAGCUCAAAGUGGAACAGCCCUCUCCAGCUGGGCUGUUAGCUUCCAGCCUGCAAAAUAUGCCAGGAUGUUGGCUACAAAAGUUGGCUGCAACAUGUCUGAUACUGGAGAGCUAGUUGAAUGUCUACAGAAGAAGCCUUAUAAAGAACUUAUUGACCAAGAUAUCCAGCCAGCUCGAUACCACAUAGCCUUUGGACCAGUAAUUGAUGGUGAUGUAAUUCCAGAUGACCCUCAGAUAUUGAUGGAACAAGGGGAAUUUCUCAACUAUGAUAUAAUGUUGGGUGUUAAUCAAGGGGAAGGGUUAAAAUUUGUUGAAAACAUAGUAGAUAGUGAAGACGGGAUUUCAGCUAGUGAUUUUGACUUUGCUGUCUCCAAUUUUGUUGAUAAUUUAUAUGGAUACCCUGAAGGCAAAGACGUUUUGAGGGAAACUAUUAAAUUUAUGUAUACAGACUGGGCAGACCGACAUAAUCCUGAGACUAGACGCAAGACGCUAUUGGCUUUAUUUACUGACCAUCAGUGGGUGGCACCAGCAGUGGCUACAGCAGACCUUCAUUCGAACUUUGGUUCACCUACAUACUUCUAUGCCUUCUACCAUCAUUGCCAAACAGAUCAAGUCCCAGCUUGGGCUGAUGCAGCUCAUGGAGAUGAGGUUCCUUAUGUGUUGGGAAUCCCCAUGAUUGGUCCGACAGAGUUAUUCCCUUGUAAUUUCUCAAAAAAUGAUGUGAUGCUGAGUGCAGUAGUGAUGACUUAUUGGACAAAUUUUGCUAAAACUGGUGAUCCAAAUCAACCAGUCCCUCAAGACACAAAAUUUAUCCACACAAAACCCAAUCGUUUUGAAGAAGUAGCAUGGACCAGAUAUUCACAGAAAGAUCAACUCUAUCUCCAUAUUGGAUUAAAACCAAGAGUAAAAGAGCAUUACAGGGCCAAUAAGGUGAACCUCUGGCUGGAGUUGGUACCUCAUCUGCACAAUCUCAAUGAUAUUUCUCAGUAUACCUCUACUACAACUAAAGUGCCCUCAACUGAUAUUACCUUCAGGCCAACAAGGAAAAAUUCUGUACCUGUCACGUCAGCCUUUCCUACAGCCAAGCAAGAUGAUCCGAAGCAGCAACCCAGUCCAUUUUCUGUUGAUCAACGCGACUACUCCACAGAGUUGAGUGUGACCAUCGCAGUUGGGGCAUCUUUGCUAUUUCUGAACAUCUUGGCCUUUGCCGCUCUCUACUACAAGAAGGAUAAGAGGAGACAUGAUGUUCACAGGAGAUGUAGCCCUCAACGUACAACAACCAAUGACCUUACCCACGCACAAGAAGAGGAAAUAAUGUCCCUCCAAAUGAAGCACACAGACUUGGAUCAUGAAUGUGAGUCUAUCCAUCCACAUGAGGUGGUUCUCCGGACCGCCUGUCCCCCAGACUACACGCUAGCUAUGAGGAGGUCUCCUGAUGACGUUCCCUUAAUGACCCCCAACACCAUUACAAUGAUUCCCAACACUAUACCAGGAAUCCAGCCCUUACACACGUUCAAUACAUUUACUGGAGGACAGAACAAUACUCUGCCCCAUCCCCACCCCCCACCCCCACUCACAUUCAACAACCAGGGUAUAGCCAGACAAGAUGAAACAAACUCUAUUUUUUGACGGAUUACAGUAAGCAAUUACUGGGGAUUGCUUGGCUUUCAACCUACAAAGACUUACUAUUUAAAUAAGGAGGAAUAUUAUGUGAAUAUACAUAUCAAGAACUUUUGAGGUUUUGAAAAAAAUGAAUUGUAUAUAGUUACACAAAUGAACUUUAAAAACUGAUCUCGAUUGCUUGAAGCAGUUGUUCCGAAUGAUACUUUUUCAUUCACAUUCAAGUAUUAAUUUUUUGAAGAUUUAAGUUACGUAAUGGAAUUAGGCAUGUGCAACACGAAACAGGAAAGAACUACGACUGAAAUUUAAGAACAAAAAAAAAAUCUAUAAAUAUGCACAAGGGACACACUAAUGGAAUGUCAGAUAAUUUUCACCAGUUUUUAUUUGGAACUGUUUUCUUGUGUAGUCCAUAUUUACUUAUUUGGAUAAGUACACAAAACACCAGUGCUGUUAACGGCCUUAGUAGAGCAAGGCUCAUGCUGAAACCUGCUGGUCAAACAGCAAAGUGAAACCUGGCAGGGUCAACAUUUUCACAUAAGUGCUGUCAGUAUAAAUUGGUGGGGGAUCAAGGAAACUGGGGGUUUUUAGCACGUCGUGCAUGAUCAUUGAUAUGCUUCCUGGCUGUGCUGCUGAUUAAGCUGCAAUUAAAAUUCUUCUCAUCCCAUUGGAAUUUUUUCAUAGAAGCUUCCUCCAUCAAUUGGCAGAAUCCAAAGAAGAUUUGUAAGGGGGCAGAAGUUAUUGCAAUAGAAUAAUUUAGAGUAGCUUCAGGAAUAAAAGGUGUUAGUUAGGAAAGGUAGCUGAUGAAACUAUAGGGAUAGGGGUGAACACUCACUGAUAUGAAUCCCAGAGAGAAAACAAACAACUUUCUGUAUUUUUAAUGUUCUUUUAUGUUUUCAUCUGAAUAAUUUAUAGAAAUGUUGCCCAAAUGGGACUUGUGUUGAAGGAAUUAUAGUUUGCCGUGCUUUGGUUAAAACUGUAUUUCGUUCCUCUUGGUAAGGUGAAGUGUGUCCAAAGAUUUCUUUACGAUGGUAUUUCACGAUAUAAGGAUGCCCCAAUAUUGCCACUCUGAUUACAGCUCCCGAUUCUUAAUUUACUCAUGUUGCAUGACAAAAUGUUUACUAAUACUAUUUCGAUAAAAAGUCACGUCCCUCCUUACAUUUCGUAUCCUUAUCACCGAAGUUCAUUCACCGGAAUUUGCUGAUGAGAUCUCUAGCUAGCAUCCAGUGUAGGUAGAGAGGUUAGAAAAGGAGAGUCACCCAAACUGGAGGGUUUUAGUCAUUCCUGUAUGUGUGAUUUUCAGCAAUUGUUCUAAGAUCACAGGAAACUCUCCAUUCCCCCAUUGUUUACCAGUACCAGUAUAUCACAGACCUUUCCAAAUGUUUGUAUAUGUAAUCAGAUGUACAUUUAUAUUAAAAGAAAAAAAAAUGAGAUGGACUUAAGAGCACAUCCCUGAUGAAUACUUUCUCUCUGACCUGUACUAUAUUUCUAUUAGACUAAAGUUAUGUGAUUUUUUUUUACAUUUUUUCAGAUUACUAGCAAUUUUGAUAGUUUGUAAGAUAAUGCAAAGAACUUUCUCUGACAAACUAACUGCGGUAACAGAAACAUUUCUUUUUCAGUUACUCUUUUUCAAGAAUGAAAGCUUAUUACACACACACACACACACACACACACACACACACACACAAAAUUGUAUACUACUCAAUGGAAAUUACUUUGUACUUCUUGUCCAUGUUCCUGGUCACUGAGUGAAAUAAAGAUAAUCUGGAUAAUGAUUAUUAGUCCAAUGCUAAGAGACCUGAAUCUUUGCUCAUUAAAGAGCUAAAAUGUUCCUUGCUGUUCUGUCAUUUUUUACAACAAAAGUAACGAUGACAGCCUAAUGAGUCAUCACUCUAGACUAGUCAGAUUUUUUGAAGACCACCAUAUGACUUCUACAAGUCAAUUCAAUUCCACAAACAUUUAGUGAGUGCUUCCUGUGUAUAAGAAAGAACCUGGGUUGGGUGCUGGGUAUGCAAAGGCUAAAACAAAAUGGUCCUCACCCUCCAACAGCUUAUAAUGAUCUGCAGGAGAUGCAAUAUGUAAACCUAUGAAUGAAUAUCAAAUAUGUGCAAAAUAAUACAAACUCACUGGAAAGGGGAGAAAGUGUCAGUCACUGGGAGAAGGGUAUCAGGAAAGGACUCAUGGAAGAGGUGGCAUACAAGCUGUGCUCUGAAUAAAGCAAGGAAUUCUAACAAAGCGUAGGAGAGGAAGGAAUGCAUAUUAGAUGAUGGAAGAUACCCUGGGAGACUAAGCACAUUGAAUGCAGUUCCUCAUAAAAAGCUCAAGGUGAUGAACUUAUUACCCUCAAAAAGCAUAUACAUAUGGCACGGGUCUUCUAUUGUUCAGAUCUUUGUUAUUGAAACAAGCUAACGCAUUCCUAACUAGAAAUAUGAUGAAAUAAAGACUCCAUUUUUGGUCAUCUGGGAAGAGGCUGAAUGGAAAUAAAUGACCUACGUUUUGUGGAAUGGAAAUGGCCUACUUCAUAAUAGGAGGGCGAUUAAAGUUUCAUAUAAUAAUGGAUCGAAAGUUGUGCUUCUAAGAGGAUCUAUGAGUGCUGAGAAAGGCAUUAAAACUGACACUGAAAGAUAAAGCCCACGAUUUUGCACAUUUCCUUUAUUUUUUAAUGCUUUCUCAACCCCCCCCCCCAAAAAAAGUAUAUGAAUCAUUAGGGUUUUGUGUGCACAUGGUUCCCCAAUUUUAAAUGAAAAUUUCCAGUAACAGUAUCAAAUGAAAAAACUGUCUGCAGAAUCCAGAGUGGUUCCUAUGCAAUGACUGCCUGACGUGGUUUUGCAUUUAGACCGUGAACUAUCAUUGUGAACAAAUCAAGAGAGUCACUUGCCAUCUGAAAUACCGAUUCAUAGGAAGAAUGCAUUUCUCUGUGUUCAUUAGACAAAAGAAUAAAAAUGAAUGCAAACUUUGAA
Phascolarctos cinereus (koala) is the source of this 6696-nucleotide messenger RNA. NCBI's taxonomy places the organism in Eukaryota, Metazoa, Chordata, Mammalia, Diprotodontia, Phascolarctidae. The record is from RefSeq and is a predicted model, not a curated record.